Acanthocheilonema viteae is the source of this 1563-nucleotide messenger RNA. Lineage: Eukaryota; Metazoa; Nematoda; Chromadorea; Rhabditida; Onchocercidae. The record is from the annotation of a GenBank genome assembly.
AUGUAUAGAUUAGACCCGAAAGGGUUUAGGCUUUGGGCUACUACUACUGCUACUGCUGCUUCUGUUGCUGGCACUACCCUCAGAAGUGCCUCCGAAAAGGAGGCCUAUACAGGGCCUGGAGUAUUAGAGCUACUGAAUAUAGCACAAAGGGAAGAGAGACCUCGAUGGAACUGGCAGAAUGAGACUGAGGCCCAUGACAAAGAGGUGAUGGCCAUGGAGGAAGAGACCCUGGGGAUAGUAGAUCCAGCAAUUGUUCCGAAUGCAUCAUCAGAUCUGCUCGAACCUCUGUUUGCAUGCUGGCCUACUAGCAGAUUCUCUCCUCCAAUCACGGAAGCAAGCCAUGUGCCAUGCAGAUCAACGAACUCGGGUCGGUUGUGUGUGUGUGUCCCGCAGAUGCGUCUUUUCAACGGACAUUCUCCUGCUGGUAGGAAGCAUUCCUGCAAUUGUGCAGUUCGCUAUCUGUUAGGCAGGGUGAACAACCAGAUAACAUCAACCGCAAGUGCCACAUGUAUGCGUGCUGCUGCUGCCGACUGCAACAACUAUGGCAACCGAUGGGCUAUCCGCGAAGAGUGCAAUGACAGUGGUACCUCUUCUGAGGAAGCUCGCAAAGCUGCCAGUGACACGACGUUGGCUUCUGUGGCCGCCAAUCUGGAACCAAUUGGUCGGAUCCAGAUGCGUACGCGGCGAACAUUGCGAGGACAUUUGGCCAAAAUUUAUGCAAUGCAUUGGGCCUCUGAUUCUCGAAAUCUUGUUUCCGCUUCACAAGAUGGCAAAUUAAUAGUUUGGGAUUCUUAUACUACAAACAAGGUUCAUGCAAUCCCGUUACGAUCGUCAUGGGUGAUGACAUGUGCGUAUGCGCCAUCUGGUUCUUAUGUUGCUUGUGGUGGUCUUGAUAAUAUUUGUAGCAUUUACUCACUAAAAACACGCGAGGGUAACGUACGUGUUUCGCGUGAAUUGCCAGGUCAUACGGGUUAUCUUUCAUGCUGUAGGUUCCUCGACGACAAUCAGAUUGUUACCUCUAGUGGAGAUAUGACAUGUGCUCUGUGGGAUAUCGAAACUGGACAACAAGUGACCGCUUUCACAGGACAUACAGGCGAUGUGAUGUCACUGUCUCUAUCCCCUGAUAUGCGUACCUUCAUAUCAGGUGCGUGCGAUGCAUCCGCUAAACUUUGGGAUAUCCGUGAUGGAAUGUGCAAGCAGACGUUCCCUGGACACGAAAGUGAUAUCAAUGCUGUUGCCUACUUCCCUUCUGGACAUGCUUUUGCUACUGGCUCAGAUGAUGCAACCUGCCGACUGUUUGAUAUAAGAGCUGAUCAAGAAUUAGCCAUGUAUUCUCACGACAAUAUUAUAUGUGGAAUUACCAGUGUAGCAUUUUCAAAAUCCGGCCGAUUAUUAUUCGCAGGUUAUGAUGAUUUUAAUUGCAAUGUAUGGGAUUCAAUGCGACAGGAAAGAGCUGGUGUAUUAGCCGGUCACGAUAAUCGCGUGUCCUGUUUAGGAGUUACAGAAGACGGAAUGGCUGUGUGCACCGGUUCAUGGGAUAGUUUCUUAAAAAUAUGGAACUAG